Messenger RNA from Canariomyces notabilis, 2598 nucleotides. Its product is annotated as histidine biosynthesis trifunctional-protein. The record is from RefSeq and is a predicted model, not a curated record. NCBI's taxonomy places the organism in Eukaryota, Fungi, Ascomycota, Sordariomycetes, Sordariales, Chaetomiaceae. Bases 1 to 2598 code for a protein of 865 amino acids. Gene Ontology annotation, molecular function: phosphoribosyl-AMP cyclohydrolase activity; phosphoribosyl-ATP diphosphatase activity; histidinol dehydrogenase activity. Gene Ontology annotation, cellular component: cytoplasm; cytosol. Gene Ontology annotation, biological process: L-histidine biosynthetic process. The transcript has 2 exons.
AUGGAGACGACGCUGCCGCUUCCCUUCCUUGUUAGCGUCAAUGUUCCCCCGGGACUCGGCGGCGAAAAGGAGGGGCUCAACCGUGAAGAAGUGUCAUGUCUUGGCUCCGUCUUCUUCGAAGCUGCUCCCCAGACCCUCGACAAGCUCCUGCGCUUCCUCGGGCGCCACAACACCGAAUUCCACCCCUUCUUCGACGUGACACGCCUAGACUCCCGCGACGAUGUGGUCUCGCUCCUCGAUGCCGGCGCCCGCAGGGUAUUUGUCCAGCCCGAACGCCUCCCGGAGUUUGCAGAGUUUGGCUCGCGAGUCGCCCCCGUCGUGUCCGGCAGCGGCGCCGGCCAAUUAGCCAUGGCGAGCGAACACGGCUUGCUCGUUUCCGGCUUCGAUUCGACCUCGGCGGAUGCGGCACAGUUCAUCGAGGAGAGCAAUGCGAGGAAGAUUAAAUCCUUGUUCAUCAAGCCUGUCACCGGAACGGACUUCGAGCACUUCAUUGGCGUCGCGGCCCAAUGCAAUGCCAUUCCCAUCCUGCCCUCGACGGGCUUGACGAGCACGGCGCAGGCAGGAAAGCUGGCGGUGCCCAAGAUUCUGGCGGCUACGUGGAAGUCGGACCGUGCCGACGGCCUGAUUCCCACCGUGGUCUGCGACGAGCACGGUAUGGCUCUGGGCCUGGUGUACAGCAGUGAGGAAAGCGUGGGUGAGGCGCUCAGGACGCAGACCGGUGUGUACCAGAGCCGGAAGCGUGGCUUGUGGUACAAGGGGCAAACUUCGGGCGAUACCCAGGAGCUGGUGCGGAUAUCGCUGGAUUGCGACAACGACGCGCUCAAGUUCGUCGUCAGGCAAAAGGGCCGCUUCUGCCACCUGGAGCAGUCUGGGUGCUUCGGCGAUCUGAAUGGGAUCGCCAAACUGGAACAGACUCUCCUGUCAAGGAAGCAGUCGGCCCCCGAGGGCUCAUACACGGCCCGGCUGUUCUCAGACGAAAAGCUCCUCCGAGCCAAGAUCAUGGAGGAGGCAGAAGAGCUCUGCGACGCAAAAACGCCUGAAGAGGUGGCUUUUGAAGCUGCGGAUCUCAUCUACUUUGCCUUGACCAGGGCUGUUGGUGCUGGAGUGACUCUUGCCGAUAUUGAGAAGAGCCUCGAUGCAAAGAGCUUCAAGGUCAAGCGCAGGACGGGGGACGCCAAAGGUAAGUGGGCAGAAAAGGAAGGCAUCAAGCCUGCUGCGAGCGCGACUUUGAGUGCUCCAGUUGUCAAAGAGACAGCAAAGGAGACACCUCCGGAGAAGAUCACCAUGAAGGUCUACGAUUUAUCCAAGGUUACGAGGGAGGAGCUAGACGAAGCACUGAAGCGGCCGUCGCAGAAGUCAUCAGACGCUAUCAUGAAGAUCAUCACCCCGAUCAUCGAUGAUGUUCGGAAGAAUGGUGAUAAGGCCGUCCUUGCUUACACGCACAAGUUCGAGCGGGCCACGUCGCUGACGUCGCCUGUCCUCAAGGCGCCGUUCCCGGAAUCCCUCAUGCAGCUUCCAGCAGAAACAAUAAAAGCCAUUGACGUGUCCUUCGAAAACAUCUGCAAGUUUCACGCGGCACAGAAGGAAGAGAAGCCGUUGCAGGUGGAGACGAUGCCCGGUGUCAUCUGCAGUCGCUUUUCCAGGCCGAUUGAAGCAGUGGGUCUGUACGUCCCCGGGGGCACCGCCGUGCUCCCCAGUACAGCACUCAUGCUUGGCGUCCCCGCCAUGGUCGCCGGCUGCAAGAAGAUCGUCAUCGCAUCCCCACCCCGCUCCGACGGCAGCAUCACGCCCGAAAUCGUUUACGUAGCCCACAAGGUCGGGGCUGAGUCCAUCGUCCUGGCCGGCGGCGCGCAGGCGGUGGCUGCCAUGGCCUACGGAACCGAGAGCGUGAGCAAAGUAGACAAGAUUCUGGGACCCGGCAACCAGUUCGUCACGGCGGCCAAGAUGUACGUGAGCAACGACACGAACGCGGGCGUCAGCAUCGACAUGCCCGCCGGGCCCUCCGAGGUUCUCGUCGUGGCCGACAAGGGCGCAAACCCGGCGUUUGUCGCGUCCGACCUCCUCUCGCAGGCCGAGCACGGCGUCGACAGCCAGGUCGUUUUGAUCGCUGUGGAUCUCACCGACGCCGAGCUGGCGGCCAUCGAGGACGAGCUCCACCGCCAGGCCAUGCAGCUGCCCCGUGUCGACAUUGUGCGCGGUUCCAUCGCCCACUCCGUCACCGUCCGCGUCAAGACGGUUGAUGAAGCUAUGGAGAUUAGUAAUAAGUACGCGCCUGAGCACUUGAUUCUUCAAGUCAAGGACGCCGAAAAGGUGGUGGACAAGGUCAUGAACGCCGGGAGCGUGUUUAUUGGUGAAUGGACGCCUGAGAGUGUGGGAGACUACUCGGCUGGGGUGAAUCACUCGCUGCCGACAUACGGCUAUGCCAAGCAGUAUUCGGGGGUCAACCUGGCGUCCUUUGUCAAGCACAUUACCAGCUCGAAUCUGACGGCUGACGGUCUACGGAAUGUUGGUGAAGCGGUGAUGCAGCUUGCCAAGGUCGAAGAGCUCGAGGCUCACCGGAGGGCAGUGAGCAUCCGGCUUGAGCACAUGAGCCGGUGA